ACCGAUUCCAUGAGGUUUGGGGGAACAAGCGUCGGGUGUGAGCGCCCAGGGAUAGGAGCGUGAUGGUACUUUCGGGGAGAACCACGCCUCCCUUGUCGCGACAAUACUGAUUACUGUUGCUUUCCUUUAAGAGCCUGGCCCUCAAAUAUGAAAUCCUUGCUACACGCGGGGGCGGGCAUUAUAUAUAUUCCUUAGAUCUCCUGGACGUCUUUCUCCCUCACCCGCAUUGAACCCCACUGGUGACAUAAAUUCUCCCUCUCCACUAGCGAGUGAAGGCGUGGGACUACAAUUCCCGGCAGGUCGUUCAGAAAGAGGUGGUGGGGAGAGGAGGAAAGAGACUCUCGCUUCCCGUAGGCUCGCAAUUUGCCGUGUCCGCGGUGAUGCACAUUUCAACAGCCCAACGUCUUUUCUCUGGCGAGCUAAUGAAGGGACUACGUCCCCCAGCAGGCACUGCCGCAGAGAGCAAGUGAUGGGCCGCCAUCAUUAUUGUAGUCCUUACCCCCCGUUUUCCCAAGGGAGCUGCCCUGGUGCGUGGACUACAAAUCCCAGAUCGCCGCCUCCCCUUCCCUUCGGCCGCCAUUUUUGCUGGUUGUCCCCGCCCCUUUCCCCUUCCAUUGUCUCCACCAAAGAUAAUAGAGCGGAGCUGGGAAGACUGCAACUCCCGUCAGGCUCUGCGCCACCGGGAGGGGGAUUUCGAUGUUACAGGCGGGCGAGGUGCCCAAGGGAGUAGAAUGAGGCGACGGGGAGAGGCCAGGUACCCUGCCAUCUUUAUGGUAGUCUCCUUAUUCUCGUGGUUCCGCCAUUCUUAAGGCACACUAGAAGGCUAGAAAACUACUAUUCCCAUCGCACCUCAUAAGACCGACUAUUAGGUGUACGCCCCUCUUCCGCCAUCUUGCUUGUAGUCCUCGUUCCUUUUCACCUUUCCAUUGUUCCCGACCAGUAGAAAUGGCAGCGGGAAGGCAGCAGAUGGACUGCGACUCCCGUCAGCCCUCGGCGUUGCUGACGCCCCCAAUGUCGUCGAGCAGCCGAGGGCCGGGGGCCGGAGCGCGCCGACGCCGAACCCGCUGCCGCCGCUGCCGGGCCUGUGUGCGAACUGAGUGCGGGGACUGCCACUUCUGCCGAGACAUGAAGAAGUUCGGGGGGCCCGGGCGCAUGAAGCAGUCGUGCCUGCUCCGGCAGUGCACUGCCCCCGUGCUCCCACACACAGCUGUGUGCCUCUUGUGUGGGGAGGCUGGGAAGGAGGACACAGUGGAGGGAGAGGAAGAGAAAUUUGGUUUGAGCCUCAUGGAGUGUACAAUCUGCAAUGAGAUCGUCCACCCUGGCUGCCUGAAGAUGGGGAAGGCUGAGGGUGUCAUCAAUGCGGAGAUCCCUAACUGCUGGGAGUGCCCUCGCUGCACCCAGGAAGGCCGGACCAGCAAGGAUUCAGGUGAGGGACCAGGCCGCCGCAGGGCUGACAACGGCGAGGAGGGCGCCAGCCUGGGGAGUGGAUGGAAGCUGACGGAGGAGCCGCCGCUUCCACCACCCCCACCCAGGCGCAAGGGCCCCUUACCUGCUGGGCCCCCCCCAGAGGACGUGCCUGGGCCCCCCAAAAGAAAGGAGAGGGAGGCAGGGAAUGAGCCCCCCACCCCAAGGAAAAAGGUGAAAGGAGGCCGAGAGAGGCACCUGAAGAAGGUGGGUGGAGACGCCUGCCUCCUCCGAGGAUCGGACCCAGGCGGCCCUGGCCUUCUGCCCCCCAGGGUUCUGAAUCCGAGCCAGGCUUUCUCGUCCUGCCACCCUGGGCUCCCUCCCGAGAACUGGGAGAAACCAAAGCCGCCUUUGGCCUCUGCUGAGGGCCCGGCAGUACCAUCCCCAUCACCACAGAGGGAGAAGCUAGAGCGUUUCAAGCGCAUGUGCCAGCUGCUGGAGCGGGUGCCUGACACCUCCUCGUCCUCCUCGGACUCGGAUUCCGACUCUGACUCUUCAGGCACAUCGCUGAGUGAGGAUGAGGCCCCUGGCGAGGCCCGGAAUGGGCGACGGCCAGCCCGGGGCGGCUCGGGCGAGAAGGAGAACCGCGGGGGGCGGCGGGCUGUGCGCCCUGGCAGUGGGGGGCCCCUCCUCAGCUGGCCCCUGGGCCCCGCCCCACCGCCCCGGCCCCCACAGCUGGAGAGGCACGUGGUACGGCCCCCACCUCGAAGCCCCGAGCCCGACACGCUGCCUUUGGCUGCUGGAUCCGACCACCCUCUGCCCCGUGCCGCCUGGCUUCGUGUCUUCCAGCACCUCGGGCCCCGAGAGCUGUGUAUUUGCAUGCGAGUCUGCCGGACUUGGAGCCGCUGGUGCUAUGACAAGCGUCUGUGGCCUCGAAUGGACCUGAGCCGGCGAAAGUCACUGACCCCACCCAUGCUCAGUGGUGUGGUUCGUCGCCAGCCCCGAGCCCUGGACCUCAGCUGGACAGGUGUCUCCAAGAAGCAGCUCAUGUGGCUUCUGAACCGUUUGCAAGGCCUGCAGGAGCUGGUGCUCUCCGGCUGCUCCUGGCUCUCUGUCUCUGCCCUGGGCUCUGCCCCACUGCCGGCCCUGCGGCUCCUGGACCUCCGCUGGAUUGAGGACGUUAAAGACUCACAGCUCCGCGAGCUGCUGCUGCCUCCGCCAGACACCAAACCAGGGCAAACGGAGAGCCGUGGGCGGCUGCAGGGCGUAGCAGAGCUGCGCCUGGCAGGCCUGGAGCUGACAGAUGCCUCCCUGCGGCUCCUGCUGCGCCACGCACCCCAGCUGAGUGCCCUGGACCUGAGCCACUGCGCCCACGUCGGGGACCCCAGUGUCCACCUACUCACAGCCCCCACUUCCCCACUCCGCGAGACCUUGGUGCACCUCAAUCUUGCUGGGUGCCACCGCCUCACGGACCACUGCCUCCCGCUGUUCCGCCGCUGCCCGCGCCUCCGCCGCCUAGACCUGCGCUCCUGUCGCCAGCUCUCACCUGAAGCUUGUGCCCGGCUGGCAGCCGCUGGGCCUCCUGGCCCCUUCCGCUGCCCAGAGGAGAAGCUACUUCUCAAGGACAGCUAGUUGGGUGCCCCCCACCCUCCCCCAGGACUCAUCAGGAGCCUGGACCUCGGGCCUUCAUUUUAUCCCUGCCAGGAGGCCAGGUUACCCACCUCAUGACUUGGGAUUCCUGCCCAGGGACUCGAGCCAGCCUCCCCCUUCUCUACCCCCUGCACUGAUAUCUCUGGGGGUCUCUCCUUCCCAUCCCCUCUCCCUUCCACCUGCUUCAUUGUCCAUCCCCUGGGGGGAGUGGGUCAGAGGUACUGGGGGGUGCUGAGCCAAAGGGAUGGUGGGAGGGGGGUAAGGUGCAAGUUUGAGGGAGGGAAAUGGGAAAAGGGUAUCUGCACACAGGAUACUGGGAGCCAGGGGGCUGGGGGAGGUGGAGGAUGGGCUGGGGGAGGGGGGCAGAAAGCAGACCACCAAGGGUUCAGGGAACCAAGACCAGAUACUUGGAGUUGGGGGGUGGGGGUGGGGCCAAAAAGGGAAACGAGAGGAGCAAUUGGGGAUCCAAGUGUCAGAGAUGGGGGGGACUUGGGGAACCAGGGGAAAGCUAGGGCUGAGUGAAGGGUGAGGGCAAAGAGCAGGUGUGGGGGCAGUAGCACCCCCUCAGGGGGUCACACCCCUCUCCUUACUCCCUCCCCAGAUUUCAGUUCCUUUCCCCCCCCCAACCCUGACUCCUUGAACGUCACUGACAAUGGCAGCUAUUGCGAGGAGUGGGGGCCGCCGGCCUUCCCGCUGUUCAGCGUGGCCCAGGGGAGUGGUGAGGGGUACCCCAGCCCCCUACCUGCCUCCCCGCACAAUACUUGAACAUUCAUCUGUA
Canis lupus familiaris (dog) is the source of this 3832-nucleotide messenger RNA. It is a transcript of the gene FBXL19, whose product is annotated as F-box and leucine rich repeat protein 19. The coding region runs from base 946 to 3036 and encodes 696 amino acids. The record is from RefSeq and is a predicted model, not a curated record. The transcript is spliced from 11 exons. Gene Ontology annotation, molecular function: DNA binding; transcription coregulator activity; histone demethylase activity. Gene Ontology annotation, biological process: protein demethylation; regulation of transcription by RNA polymerase II. Lineage: Eukaryota; Metazoa; Chordata; Mammalia; Carnivora; Canidae.